Molecule: messenger RNA, 2225 nt
Organism: Lucilia cuprina (Australian sheep blowfly)
Lineage: Eukaryota; Metazoa; Arthropoda; Insecta; Diptera; Calliphoridae
Product: beta-galactosidase
Exons: 6
Coding region: 195-2108 (637 amino acids)
Biological process (GO): carbohydrate metabolic process
Cellular component (GO): vacuole
Molecular function (GO): beta-galactosidase activity
Source: RefSeq, a predicted model, not a curated record
UUAUUCUUAACAUAGCAGUUUUGAUCCAACUGAGGGAUCGUACGGUUGUUUUACAAAAUAAGAAACAGAAUUUAAAGAAAAGAAAGGAAAUAUUGUACUCAAUGAAGUUGUUGUGAAUUGUUGUAACUUGAUACGAUACGACGAUCAAUAGAAUAAUAAAAAAAUAAAAUUUGCAGACAAAUCUAAAACUAAAGAUGAUGUCCUGGAAUGUGGUCCAUUGGUUAUGUGCCGUUGUUUGCCUACAGGUAAUUUUAUUUCAAAUUGCCGAUAGUAAACGCACAUUCGAAGUAGAUUGGGCCAACGAUAGAUUUCUAAAAGAUGGUGAACCUUUCCGUUUUAUAGCGGGUUCAUUUCAUUAUUUCCGCGCACAUCCGGACACUUGGCAACGGAAAUUGCGAACAAUGCGUGCCGGUGGUUUAAAUGCAGUUACAACUUAUGUGGAAUGGUCCUUACAUAACCCCAAAGAGGGUGUUUAUGUCUGGGAUGGUAUUGCCAAUUUGGAACGUUUUAUCAAGUAUGCCAUUGAUGAAGAUUUACUAGUUAUUCUAAGACCUGGUCCAUAUAUUUGUGCUGAACGUGAUUUUGGUGGUUUUCCUUAUUGGCUUUUGACAAAAUAUCCGGGAAUUCAGUUGCGUACGGCCGAUAUAAAUUACCUAUUUGAAGUCCGCUUAUGGUAUGCCCAAUUAAUGGCCAAGAUGACACCUUAUUUGUAUGGAAAUGGUGGACCUAUUAUAAUGGUGCAAGUUGAAAAUGAAUAUGGUUCAUUCUAUGCCUGUGAUAAAAAAUAUCGCACUUGGCUGCGUGAUGAAACAUUGGCACAUGUUAAAGACAAUGCUGUUCUAUUUACCAACGAUGGACCCAGUGUUUUGUAUUGUGGUCAUAUUGAUGGUGUUUUAGCGACAAUGGAUUUUGGGGCUACAAGUAAUGUGACAACUUAUUGGAAUAAAUUAAGGCGUAUACAACCAAGAGGACCAUUGGUAAAUGCUGAAUAUUAUCCCGGUUGGUUGACACAUUGGAGCGAAAAAAUAGCCGAGGUUCCUGUAAAUCCCCUAAAGAAAUCAUUAACUGACAUGUUAGAUGAUGGAGCGAGUGUAAACUUCUACAUGUAUUAUGGCGGCACAAAUUUCGGUUUUACCGCCGGUGCUAAUGAUAUGGGACCUGGACGUUAUCAACCGGAUAUUACUUCCUAUGACUACGAUGCUCCCAUGACUGAAGCCGGAGAUCCCACAACAAAAUAUUUUGCCUUAAGAGAUGUUAUAGCUCGCUAUUUACCUCUUCCGAAAGUACCAGUUCCCGAACCACUGCCUAAAAAGAAAUAUGGUACCAUUAAACUGCAACAAUGUUGUACCUUACUCUCGGCAGAAGCUCGUAAACGUUUAUCUACGGGUAUAGUAACAGCCGAUAAGCCCAAAACAUUUGAGGCUCUUAAUCAAUAUUCAGGUCUAGUACUUUAUGAGACCUUUUUGCCAGCGACCAAACAUGAUCCAGCCAUUUUGCAUGUGCCCGGUUUACAUGAUCGUGCCUACGUUUAUGUAGAUGAUGAAUUUGUGGGUAUUUUAUCGCGUGAGAUUCCCGUCUACGAUUUACCCAUAUCAAUAAGUGCUGGUAAAAAGUUGCAAUUGUUUGUGGAAAAUCAGGGACGCAUUAAUUAUGGUCCCAUAAUUGAUUUUAAGGGCAUUAUUUCUGACGUUAUGUUCGAUAAUAAGGUUUUGAAAAAUUGGAACAUGACCAAAUAUCCUCUAGAAUCAUAUGAAGAUAUUGAGACAUUAAUCGAAAAGCAGGGUUCUAAACUGAACGAAAUUGAUUCAGUUAAUAUGUUACAAAAUGGUCCUACUAUUUUCUAUGGUUCCUUCCAAAUAAGAGAUUUAAAACCGUACGACACUUAUGUGGACACCACGGGCUGGAGCAAAGGGUUACUAUUUGUGAAUGGUGAAAACUUGGGUCGCUAUUGGCCGGUGGUUGGUCCGCAAAUAACCUUAUAUGUGCCGGCAGAAGUACUUAAGGUUGGUGUUAAUAAUAUUGUACUUAUUGAAUAUCAACGUGCCUCCUCGUCGAGUGAGAUAACAUUUACGGAUGAACCAAAUUUUGGCAGCUCAAAGAAAUAUUGAAUUUAGUUUUGGUUAAGAUUACUUUUUUAUUUAAGGAAAUUAAUUUUAUAAUUAUAAUUAAUGUUAAAAGUCUUUUUUAUUUUAUAAUAUUUAGUAUUAAUAAAAAAACAUAAAAAA